Messenger RNA from Cydia splendana, 5083 nucleotides. RefSeq names its product NACHT and WD repeat domain-containing protein 2. The coding region runs from base 254 to 4936 and encodes 1560 amino acids. The record is from RefSeq and is a predicted model, not a curated record. The transcript has 30 exons. NCBI's taxonomy places the organism in Eukaryota, Metazoa, Arthropoda, Insecta, Lepidoptera, Tortricidae. Gene Ontology annotation, molecular function: protein binding.
ACAUAUUGGACUCCUUCGUUCGGAAAAGCUUUGAAAAGCGUGGAUAAUAUGAUAGCGCGCGCGCGCGCGGGGAGCGGGGGGCGGGCCGGCACAAAUCGAUUAUUCGCCGCCUAGCGCUCGGCCCGCGAGGACGAGUGUUUAAUUUUAGAAUUUCCCCCCGAAACGAUCGCAACGCCGGGAGAUGAGUGCUUCAAAAUCCUUAGUUAUUUGUGAUAAAUGUGUUUAGUGAAGUGCAGAGUGACAUAGCGGCGGGAUGGGGAACUCCUGCAGCUCAGGACAGGCGCAUAAGGACAAGGACAGCCAGUCCCAGCAUUCUGAAGAGUACAAGUUGAAAUCAUCAACCGGGAAUGAAAGGUCACCGUCCUACCGCGCGCGAGCGAAAGAGAGGGAAGACCAGCCCGCGCCGACGCAGUUACUCGAGCCUGCGCCCGCGCACCGGCCGCAGCUGAAGGGGCCACGCCCGGUCGGCUCUAGUGUGUCCGACUCCAUCUCCCUAUCCUCUCCAGUGACGUGCGCCUCCCCCCGCGAUGCCGAAGGCCCCCCCAUGCCGAGCGGCGUGGCGUCUCUGCCUGAAGACCAUAGGGCACAGCUACUGGGCAGGCCGCAGCAGAGGACGAGACGGAAGAAGGCCAUGCUCAUAUAUGUGUGUGCGGCGGAUUCACAAGACUGCUGCGCGGAGAAAGGUGCGCUGCAAUGCGGCGCCGCAGCCCGUCUACGGGUGCGCGCGCGACGACGCGGCUGGAGGAUCCACGUGGCGGACCUGCACUGGCGGUCACCGCUCGAACAACAGAGGGACCAUCGCUUCCCCGUGCUGUGUAUAGCUGAACUUGCACGCGCGCUGCAAUGCGGCGCAGCAGCCCGUCUACGGGCGCGCGCGCGACGACGCGGCUGGAGGAUCCACGUGGCGGACCUGCACUGGCGGUCACCGCUCGAACAACAGAGGGACCAUCGCUUCCCCGUGCUGUGUAUAGCUGAACUUGCACGCGCGCUGCAAUGCGGCGCAGCAGCCCGUCUACGGGCGCGCGCGCGACGACGCGGCUGGAGGAUCCACGUGGCGGACCUGCACUGGUGGUCACCGCUCGAACAACAGAGGGACCAUCGCUUCCCCGUGCUGUGUAUAGCUGAACUUGCACGCGCGCUGCAAUGCGGCGCAGCAGCCCGUCUACGGGCGCGCGCGCGACGACGCGGCUGGAGGAUCCACGUGGCGGACCUGCACUGGCGGUCACCGCUCGAACAACAGAGGGACCAUCGCUUCCCCGUGCUGUGUAUAGCUGAACUUGCACGUCAGUCAGAGCUCGGGGCGGUAGUCCCAGUGUUGUUCCUCAACUCUGGUCUGGGCACGCCGCUCCUGCCCCACACGCUGGAGUGCGCCGACUUCAAGGCGGCGUUGGACGCCGCUCAGGACGAGGCCGACAAGACGCUGCUCAACAAAUGGUACAAACAUACCUCCUUUACCAGUGUUGUUCAACUCUGGACUGGGUACGCUACUCCUGGCUCACACGCUCGAGUACCCCGACUUGAAGUGUUGUUCAACUCUGGACUGGGUACGCUACUCCUGGCUCACACGCUCGAGUACGCCGACUUCAAGGUGGCAGUUGACGCCGCUCAGGACGAGGCCGACAAGACGCUGCUCAACAAAUGGUACAGCCUAGACGAGAGCAGGACGCCGCCAUGCUACCGUCUCGUUCGCGGCGCGCCGGCGCGCUGGCGUCGCGAGAUGGCGAAGGCACUCAACGUGUUGGUCCGAACUCUGCCUCAGGAGGCGUGCGACGCGUACCUCACAACUGUAGUAGAACAGGAAGUCCAGCACACAGUCCUGAUGAGCGUGGAGGCGGCGCGGCGCUGCGUGUGGGUGUGCCGCGCGGGCGCCGCCGCCGCCGCCGAGCCCGACGCGCCCGACGCCGCGCACCACCAGGAGCUCACGCGCCGACUGCACAAUCUACAGAAGGAUUUGAAGCUUCAUCUAAGCGAGCGCAACAUAAUCAGAGCGUCGGUCCGCGGUCGCUCGGCCCCCGGCGGCGAGGACGAAUACACUGAGGGCGUCCGUUCUGCCCUAGGCGAGCGACUGGACGCGUUGCUCGACACGCUUAUAGGCGAGAGCGAAGCGCCUGCUGGCUGCAAUGGAAUACCUACAAGCUUGUUCGACGAGUUGAACGAACACCUCACAUUCUGCCAAAAGUCGGCUCAAAGUACCUCCAACCGGGAGAUCACUCUUAAUGAACUUAAGACAUACGUGACCGGCGACAGUCAAGUCCCACUGGCAUUGAUAGGGGGCGCCGGCUGCGGCAAGGCUACUUUAGUGGCCCGAGCGGCUACAUUGGCACCUACUUGGCAAGAGGACCUCGCUGUUAUUAUCAGAUUUGUGGGGCUGACCCCGCAGUCGAGUAGCUCGCACCAGCUGCUCAAAUCCAUCGUGGACCAGUGUCAUGUGCUGCACGCUGGGACGCCAUAUCGCGGCAGGAAUGACGUAGCAUCACUGUCAGCGGCGUUACCAAAACUUCUCGGCGCACUGGGGCGCGCCCGACCGGCGUUACUGCUGGUAGUCGGGGCAGACGCGCUGCGAGGUGCGCGUUGGCUGCCUUCACGGUUGCCAGGCAACGUUAAAAUGAUUGUUACAGUCACCGAAGAAACCGACGAGCCCUCAAGCUCAGCAAUAAUGGCGGUGUUAUCCUCCGAAGACGGGCCUAAAGUCGUCCGCGCGCCGCCGGUCGGCGCCGACGAGGCUCGCGCCGUGCUCGCGGCGUGCGCGGCCGCUUACAGCAAGACGGGUGCGGCUUCACCGCCCGAUGCGGCGGUGAAGGCUGUGCAGAAGUGCACCAUACCGCUUUACGCUAAGAUCCUAGCCUGGCAAAUCUCCCUAUCAGCGGAAACCUUCACCGAGCAAUCCGAGCCAGAAACAGCACCAGAACUGGUCAUUUGCGAGGACCUGGAAGGUCAACUGACGCAGAUCCUGAUCACCACGGAGGCGGCGCUGGGCGCCGAACGGGUUAAGACGUGUCUAGCGCUGCUGACGGCCGCGAGGAGGGGGUUAGAUGAUACGGAGAUAUUAGACAUGCUGGCACAUGAUGAGCUGUUUAGAAGUGAAGAGACAUACUUACCGUGGGCGCCCGCGUCGCUAUUCUGGCCGCAGCUGGCGGCGCUGCUGUCGCCGUGGCUGCGCUGGGACGCGCGCGGCGCGGCGCGGUGGCGCGACGCCGCGCUCGCCGGCGCCGCAAGGGACCGCUACCUGCAGGACUGCGAGGACCAAGUACGGAAGACUUUGGUUGACUAUUACGAGGGCGUCUGGUACACGGAAAACGACCCGAAGAUGGCCGGCCGGCUUAUAUCGCAAGAAAACAAAUUCUCAGACGAAUGCUACAACACUCGGAAACUGGACGAGCUACCGUUCCAACACUACCACUUAUCCAAAAACGAGCCAGAAUCAUUCGCCACGAGACCAUAUUUCACCGAACUCAGCUGGGUUCACGACAAGCUUGCGGCUACCGAUUGCGGGCAUUUUCUGGAAGACAUCGCUUUAGUGCACUUAGACCCCCUGCCUGAACACAUUGAGAUACUUAAAGAGGUUUUCGAGCACCAUUCCUACGCACUAGACUACGACCAUAGACAAUUCUACGGCCUCCUCCGAACCACCAUGGAGAAACGCCAACGGGAGGGCACAGAGAUCAAAACCAAAAUAGUCCACACAUGGGUGGAAGAAAUUUGGGAACCGCCUAUACCCACCUUCUUUCCUGCCAAUGAGGAGUUCUGGAAGAUCGUAGAGACGAAGGAGAAAAGAGAUGUGGCUAUGGUCGCUGGGUUUGAUAGUAAGACGUACGAUCUGAUUGUGAGGUUCGACACGAGAGGGAAGUUUGUGGCGACAGUGUCGACGGAACGGGAGGAGAUUUGCGUUUGGGAUGUCGUGCAAUGUAAACUAGUAAGAAAGAUCACCGGUGUCACCCAGCCAAUAAACCUGGUACCCAUCGACGAGUACCGCUGCGUGGUGCUAUGUAAACGAGAGCUGAAGGUCUAUGACCUCAAUCAGGGUAAAUUCGUGGUAUCCCUAAAAGGCGUGAUGAACCAGAAGAUGCCGUACUACGGCCUCCACGACCCCAAGCAUCUUGUCGCCUUAUCGCGCAACAGGAUGUACGUCAACCUGAUGAACAUCGAGACGGGGGACUGUGUCACCACUUUCAAGGCUGGGGAGGACAGGUUCCUGAAUUCGCUGUUGGUGUCCGGCGAUGGAAGGGUGCUGGUAUGCGGAGACGAGACGCAAAAGCCGUUCCCACUCCUAGUAUGGUCACUGACGUCACGGAAACUUCUCUACGACUUACGUAUACCGCACCAUGACUUUGUCACGUCGAAGGCUGCCAUCACGUAUGAAGGUUCAUACGUAUGCGUGGUCUCUCGUGAACUAGACGAGCCCAGCCCCAACUUCAUCGUGGUCUACGACCUCCAGUCAGGCACACUCUUUAAGAAGUGGAAGCCUGGCUGUGAUACGGUAGCUCUGGCUAUCAGCUCGGCUGACGGCUGCGUGGUGUCAGGGUUGGCUGAUACUAGGAUACUGGUGUGGGAUCUGGUCACAGGAAACUGCCGCCUGACGCUACGCGGGCACGGCGCGGCUCCGGCUCGGCUCCGGCUGGCCCGGGCCGGCGGCGUGCUGCUGUCGGCAGACGACGCGUGCCGGGACCUGUCAGUGCGUCUAUGGGACUUACAUACAGGAAAGCUAAUAGCAGUGUACACACCGCCCGAACGUAUCACCUCAUGCGAGGUGCUGCUGGGGGGUUCCGUACUGGCGCUGGCGCUAGAAAACUAUAAGGAGAUCCUUUGUGUCAAGCUCUGCGGGCCUCCCGUGGAUUCAGUCACGCAGGGCCGCGACGCAGAGUACGACGACCGGCCGUACGGCGAUCCGGCGCUAGAGGGCCGUACGUUCGACGUCCGCGGCGCGGAGAGCUGCUGAUAGGACCGCGUCCGUACCAGUGCCGUCUUCAGCCAUUGCUUCAGGACCAGGCUCUACACGUGCAUAGUGCGAUUCUAAAUCCUUUUUUUUUAAUGCAUUUCGCAAUCUGUCAAAUUUGGCCAAUAAUGAAACAGUAGCUAAUAUUUA